This is a messenger RNA of Pelodiscus sinensis (Chinese soft-shelled turtle), 2362 nucleotides long. It is a transcript of the gene SLC2A4, whose product is annotated as solute carrier family 2 member 4. The record is from RefSeq and is a predicted model, not a curated record. Gene Ontology annotation, cellular component: endomembrane system; plasma membrane; perinuclear region of cytoplasm. Gene Ontology annotation, biological process: cellular response to insulin stimulus; dehydroascorbic acid transport. Gene Ontology annotation, molecular function: D-glucose transmembrane transporter activity. Lineage: Eukaryota; Metazoa; Chordata; Testudines; Trionychidae.
AGUGCUGUCCCCAGCCCCGCCUGCCUCCACUUUUCUUGGCUCCUCUUCUUCCUCCCCGGGCUGCCUCGCCUCUGGGGCCUGCCUCUGCUCGGGUCUGUUCCCAGCCCCCCUUCCCCUCCUCCGCUCCGGUCUGUUCUCACGCGCUCUUCCCUCUCUGCCUUUCCUUUCCUCGUCCUUCCUCUUCUUUGCCUCGGCUCUGUCCCACGCGCAGACCAGCUCCGCCUUUCCCAGUCCCACCCAGCUUCUCCGUCCCUCGCUGACCUCUGGUGCCGCCUUUCCCCUGCUUCGCCCUUCCCUGCUUCGCUUCGAUCUGUCCUUCUCCCGUGGGUCCCCCAAUUGUUCUUCUGGGACUUGACUUUCUGAUUUUUUUCAUACGAGACCCAAGGACCCGCCCGGGGGUUUCUGCCCCUCACCCCUCAGGUUCCCAGCCGCCGAGAUGCCAACUGGAUUUCAGCAGAUCAGCAGAGAUGAGGAGGAGGAAGUUGAGCAGGAAGUCAGGCCAGGCAUAACCUCCACUCUAGUGCUUUCAGUUUUCACAGCCGUGCUGGGCUCCCUGCAGUGUGGAUACAACAUCGGGGUCAUAAAUGCCCCCCAAAAGAUCAUCGAGCAGAACUAUAACACCACGUGGCUGAUACGGCACAAUGCCUCCAUUGACCUAUCCACACUCACCACCCUCUGGUCCCUGUCGGUCGCCAUCUUCUCUAUCGGGGGCAUGGUCGCCUCCUUCCUGGUGGGGGUCGUCUCCGAGUGGCUGGGCAGGAAGCGAGCCAUAAUCGUCAGUAAUGCCCUGGCCUUCCUGGGGGGGGCGCUGAUGGGGCUGGCCAAGCUGGGCUGCUCCUAUGAGAUGAUGAUCCUUGGCCGAUUCCUGAUCGGUGCCUACUCAGGGCUGGUUUCCGGAUUGGUCCCCAUGUACGUAGGGGAAAUUUCCCCCACCAACCUGCGGGGGGCACUAGGGACCCUGCACCAGCUGGCCCUAGUCAUCGGGAUCCUCAUUGCCCAGGUGUUCGGACUGGACUCCAUUCUGGGUACCCCAGAGCUCUGGCCCCUGCUCCUAGGUAUAACAGUGGCCCCAUCCGCCCUGCAGCUGGUGCUCUUCCCCUUCUGCCCUGAGAGUCCCCGGUACCUCUACAUCAUCCGCAACAAGGAGUCCAAGGCCAAAGAGAGUCUGAAACGGCUGACAGGACACAGCGACGUGAGCGAGGCGCUGACGGAAAUGAAGGAGGAGAAGCGGCGCAUGGACAUGGAGCGCAAGGUCUCCAUUGCCCAGCUCUUCCGCUGCCGGGUCUAUCGCCAGCCGCUGCUCAUUGCUGUAGUGCUCCAGCUCUCCCAGCAGCUCUCUGGCAUCAACGCGAUAUUCUAUUACUCCACCAGUAUCUUUGAGUCAGCUAGGCUGGAGCAGCCAGUGUUCGCCACCAUCGGUGCUGGCGCCAUCAAUGCCGCCUUCACUGUUGUCUCACUGUUCCUGGUGGAGCGGGCAGGGCGCCGGACGCUACACCUGGUGGGACUGGGAGGCAUGAUGGUCUGUGCCGUGGUGAUGACUGUGGCACUGGUAUAUCUGGAGCAGGUCCCGGCUAUGAGCUACGUGAGCAUGGUGGCCAUCUUCGGCUUUGUGGCUUUCUUUGAGAUCGGGCCAGGGCCCAUCCCGUGGUUCAUUGUGGCCGAGCUUUUCAGCCAGGGGCCACGCCCAGCUGCCAUUGCUGUGGCAGGAAGCUGCAACUGGACCUGCAACUUCAUCAUUGGCAUGGCCUUCCAGUCGGUGGCGGACGUCUGUGGGCCAUAUGUCUUCCUCAUCUUCGCGGCCCUCCUUUUGGCUUUCUUCCUCUUCACCUACUUCAAAGUCCCUGAGACACAGGGCCGGACCUUCGAUCAGAUUGCUGCCGCAUUCCGACGCACCCCGUCGCUUCUAGACCACGAAGUCAAACCUUCCACUGAGCUGGACUGUCUGGGGCCAAACGACAACCCCUGACCCAGAAAGGGAGCGAUCGGACCGAGAGACACAAAGAGGAAUGUAACAGUAACUCAGCACUUUAACGACACAGCAACAUUUAGAGAUUUUUUUUAGCUUAGUUAUUUUGUUGGUUUUUUUAGCCUCCGUGGGUUUUAUUUUUAGGAUUAUAUAUACAGUGAUUGCGUUGUAUGUCUGUGUGUGUCAGGGCCAUGUUGGGGAGCUGCAGCAGCUUAAUGCAGUGACAAAAAAAAGGGGGGGAAAUGGGUGGAAAUACCCGUCUCAGAUAGUUGUGAGCUUUUGGAAUUGGAGGUGGGGAAAGACCUCCCCAAGACCACAUCCAGAAUCCUGAGGCUACGUCUAGACUGGCCCAUUCUUCGGAAGAGGCAUGCUAAUUUCUAACUUUGGAAUAGGGAA